Messenger RNA from Syngnathus acus (greater pipefish), 1917 nucleotides. It is a transcript of the gene znf410, whose product is annotated as zinc finger protein 410. Gene Ontology annotation, biological process: regulation of transcription by RNA polymerase II; central nervous system development. The record is from RefSeq and is a predicted model, not a curated record. The transcript is spliced from 12 exons. Gene Ontology annotation, cellular component: nucleus. Lineage: Eukaryota; Metazoa; Chordata; Actinopteri; Syngnathiformes; Syngnathidae. The coding region runs from base 221 to 1579 and encodes 452 amino acids. Gene Ontology annotation, molecular function: RNA polymerase II cis-regulatory region sequence-specific DNA binding; DNA-binding transcription factor activity, RNA polymerase II-specific.
GUUCAUCUGAGACACUGUAGAAUGGCGCCGCUAGUAUACCAGUUAGCUUUAUUAGCCUAGCACUCUUGUUCUGACGUAAGAAAACAGCAUUCUUGGCACCGCCCAAACCGAACGACGCCCAUUAUAAGCUGCGGCCAUGAUUUCUACUCUAAGAUGACCAUAAACUUAUGACCGACACAACCUCAAUUCUAGCGUCUUACGGUGACACCCAGGGAGACUGAUGCUUUCCGAUGAACUCGAUUCCAAACCAGAGCUGCUGGUGCAGUUUGUCCAGAAUGCAUCCAUCCCACUGGUCCAGGGUCUGGAGGACCCAGAGUCCAAACAUGCCUGCCUGCCACUGCUGACCCCGGUUGGCAGUUCUUUGUGUGGGCACCUGCAGCUCACUGAUGGAGCGCUGAGCCCCCCACCCGAGAGUUCUUCGUCGCUGUCAGAGCUUUCGGGCGUGCCGGAACGGAGCUCACUGGCGGUGCACCAGGCACACGUCACACACUCGCGGGCCUCGCCCAGCCCACCGCCCAUCCUCCAUGACCUGCAGCAGUCGGACGGCACCUCCUAUGUCCUGCUCAACCUGGCAAAAAGCAUCACAGCCUCCUCUGAGUCCCUCAUCUUCGCCACGGACGGAGCAGUUGACGAUGAAGACGUUUCGUCGGGAGACUACGGCCUGGACGGCAUCGCCCCCUGGUAUCUGCGGGUGCAGGAGCUAGCCCACGACAGCCUGAUCGCAGCCACGCGGGCGCAGCUGGCACGGGAUGCCAAGGCCAGUCAGGAUGCCAGAGCAGCUAUCACCACCAAUGGCGACCACACGCACGAGUUGCCGUUGGGUGGUGAUGAAGUCACCGUGCCGCUGCCGGCACCGCCCCGGGGCGGGCGCCCCCUCGCCAGCAGGCAGAUUCUCCGCUGCUCAUUUGAGGGCUGCUGCAGGACCUUCACCUGGCCCGCUCACCUUAAGUAUCACCUCAAAACGCACAGGAACGACCGCAUGUUCCGCUGCGUGGCGGAGGGCUGUGGUAAGAGCUUCUACGUGCUGCAGCGUCUCCAGGUUCACAUGAGGACGCACAGUGGUGACAAGCCUUUUGUAUGCAAGGAGAACAACUGCGGAAAGAAGUUCACCACGGCCGGAAAUCUCAAGAACCACAAACGCGUGCAUACCGGGGAGAAGCCUUUUGUGUGUGAAGCAGAUGGUUGUGGGCGCUCCUUUGCCGAGUAUUCCAGUCUGAGAAAACACAUGCUUGUACAUUCUGGCGAGAAGCCUCACCUAUGUGGGAUCUGCGGAAAGACGUUCUCACAGUCUGGAAGCAGGAAUGUCCAUAUAAAGAGACGUCACGGGGAAGAAGGCCUCGCCACUGAAAGCAGGGAAACAGGAGAAGCUCUGACACGCAGCAGCCUCCUGGAAGCCGAUGGUGAGAGCGAUACCGGUCUGGUCGCCAUGGCCACUGACGUGGAUGCUGUCAACCUCCAUCACGCCAUGCUCAGGUCACCAGGUCCGGCAGACUCUGUGAGUGUUCUCGCUUCUCAACAUCAACUGGUCACCAUGACAACAGAGGGCACCACCUACAGGGAUGUGGUGGCGCUGCUGUAGAAACAAGCCGCAAUACAACAUCUUGGGACUCUGGCAGAUAUUCUAUAACAAGGAUUAUGUUUAUAUCUAUAUAUAUUUUUUGGGGCUUUGUUGAAAAAAAGUGUCAGAUGUCAACAUUUGUUUAUGUUCCAAAGAUGCGAGACAGGUUUUUGGAAAAUAACAUGUUUGGGUUGCCUCUGCAAACUUGUCAAUAAUAAAUGCAAAGAGUGGGGAACUUUUUAACAAGCUACGCCUUGUGGUGUAUGUAGGUUGAAAGUGCCACAAUUAAAUAAAUAUGACAUAUUUUAUUAAAAUGUAUUGUUUGAUUAUAUAUGUAAUUAAAUAAAUAAAUAAACCAA